Molecule: messenger RNA, 5466 nt
Organism: Meriones unguiculatus (Mongolian gerbil)
Lineage: Eukaryota; Metazoa; Chordata; Mammalia; Rodentia; Muridae
Gene: Pals1
Product: protein associated with LIN7 1, MAGUK p55 family member
Exons: 16
Coding region: 469-2490 (673 amino acids)
Biological process (GO): protein localization to plasma membrane; establishment or maintenance of epithelial cell apical/basal polarity; morphogenesis of an epithelial sheet
Cellular component (GO): plasma membrane; adherens junction
Molecular function (GO): protein binding
Source: RefSeq, a predicted model, not a curated record
AACGCCGGGAGUUUCUGGCUUCUUUAUCCGGUGCCUCGAGGGCGGCCCGCCGGAGCGCUGUCGCCCGGGCCGGCGCGGAGGAGCGACGGAGGGGCGAGCGGAGCGGCCGCCGCAGGGGCGCGGAGGCUAAAACUUCAAAUAAGUCUAUUGGCCAGCUUCUUAAUACUGUGGGUUGCAACCCCAUUUGAAGUCAUGAAUGUGAAGAUUCAUGAAAAAUUUGGCAAAAAAUAAGAAAGCUAAUCUGAAUAUCAGGGGAAGAACAGAGAAGAGAAACAAGGAUAGAAGACAAGGUUUUCCAGUUUGUACAGUAUUUCCCUCAUGGAUACAUUUUCAUAGCGUUAUAAUGUGAUAUGAGAAGUUAUUUUUCUUUCUUUGAAGUAACAUGGAUUUUAUACUACAGAAUCAAGAGAAUUGGCUUUAUAGGAAAAAUUGAUAUAUAAAAAGUGGUACAGGUUUUUAUAGAUAACCAUGACAACAUCGUAUAUGAAUGGGCAUGUAACAGAGGAAUCAGACAGCGGAAUAAAACAUCUCGAUCUUGCAUCACCAGAGGAACAUCAGAAGCACCGAGAGAUGGCUGUUGACUGCCCUGGAGAUUUGGGCACCAGAAUGAUGCCAGUGCGGAGAAGUGCACAGUUGGAGCGCAUUCGCCAGCAGCAGGAGGAUAUGAGACGCAGGCGUGAGGAAGAAGGGAAAAAGCAAGAACUUGACCUAAAUUCUUCCAUGAGACUUAAGAAACUAGCUCAGAUUUCUCCAAAGACUGGAAUAGAUAAUCCUAUAUUUGACACAGAAGAAGUUUUAGAAAGUCCUCACUAUGCUGUAAAAAUACUAGAAGUUGAAGACUUGUUUUCUUCACUUAAACAUAUCCAACACACUUUGGUUGAUUCUCAGAGCCAGGAGGAUAUCUCACUGCUUUUACAGCUUGUACAAAAUAGAGAUUUUCAGAAUGCAUUCAAGAUACACAAUGCUGUCACAGUGCACAUGAGCAAGGCCAGCCCUCCAUUUCCUCUCAUCUCCAAUGUACAAGACCUUGUACAAGAGGUACAAACUGUCUUAAAGCCAGUCCAUCAGAAGGAAGGACAAGAAUUAACUGCUUUAUUGAAUGCUCCACAUAUUCAGGCACUUUUACUGGCCCAUGAUAAGGUUGCUGAGCAGGAAAUGCAGCUAGAGCCCAUUACAGAUGAGAGAGUUUAUGAAAGUGUUGGCCAGUAUGGAGGAGAAACUGUAAAAAUAGUUCGUAUAGAAAAGGCUCGGGAUAUUCCAUUGGGUGCCACAGUUCGUAAUGAAAUGGACUCGGUCAUCAUCAGCCGGAUAGUGAAAGGAGGUGCCGCAGAGAAGAGUGGGCUCCUGCAUGAAGGAGAUGAAGUUCUGGAGAUCAACGGCAUUGAAAUCCGGGGGAAAGAUGUCAAUGAGGUUUUUGACUUGUUGUCUGAUAUGCAUGGUACUUUGACAUUUGUUCUGAUUCCUAGUCAACAGAUCAAGCCUCCGCCUGCCAAAGAAACUGUAAUCCAUGUAAAAGCUCAUUUUGACUAUGACCCCUCAGAUGACCCUUAUGUUCCAUGUCGAGAGUUAGGUCUGUCUUUUCAAAAAGGAGAUAUACUUCAUGUGAUCAGUCAAGAAGAUCCAAACUGGUGGCAGGCAUAUAGAGAGGGGGACGAAGACAAUCAGCCACUAGCUGGACUUGUUCCAGGGAAAAGCUUUCAGCAGCAAAGGGAAGCCAUGAAGCAAACUAUAGAAGAAGAUAAGGAGCCAGAAAAAUCAGGAAAACUAUGGUGUGCAAAGAAGAAUAAAAAGAAGAGGAAAAAGGUUUUAUAUAAUGCCAAUAAAAAUGAUGAUUACGACAAUGAAGAGAUCUUAACAUAUGAGGAAAUGUCGCUUUACCAUCAGCCAGCAAAUAGGAAAAGACCUAUUAUCUUGAUUGGCCCACAGAACUGUGGCCAGAAUGAACUGCGUCAGAGACUCAUGAACAAAGAAAAAGACCGCUUUGCAUCUGCAGUUCCUCACACAACACGGAACAGGCGAGACCACGAAGUGGCUGGUAGAGACUACCACUUUGUUUCCCGGCAAGCAUUUGAAGCAGACAUUGCAGCUGGCAAGUUCAUUGAACAUGGUGAAUUUGAGAAAAAUUUGUAUGGAACCAGCAUAGAUUCUGUACGACAAGUAAUCAACUCUGGCAAAAUAUGUCUUUUAAGUCUUCGUACACAGUCCUUGAAGGCCCUCCGGAAUUCAGAUUUGAAACCAUAUAUCAUCUUCAUUGCACCACCUUCACAAGAGAGACUUCGGGCAUUAUUAGCAAAAGAAGGCAAGAAUCCAAAGCCUGAAGAGUUAAGGGAGAUCAUUGAGAAGACUAGAGAGAUGGAACAGAACAAUGGCCACUACUUUGACACUGCAAUUGUGAAUUCAGAUCUUGAUAAAGCCUGCCAGGAAUUGCUUAGGCUCAUUAACAAACUGGAUACUGAACCUCAGUGGGUGCCAUCUACUUGGCUAAGGUGAAAGAAAUGCCUGUUUUAUUCUGUGUCAUCAUGUUGGACUUUAUUUGGCAAACCGUCAACAGGAAGAUGGCCUCAAUGCUGAGAAUAAGGUAGAAGGCAGUAAAAUAAGCUGCUGACCUGUUAAUAGAUCUCUUGAACUAGUGAGAAAGGUCCCUUAGGCAGUUUGUACACAACAAUCUUACUUCCUGUGCAUGGCUUUAGGGGCCUUUGGCUUGUUUGGAGAUUUAAAAACGGAAACUUUCUUCAGAGCAUUUCUGAUUCAUCCUGAUAAAACCUUUUGUGUUCACCUUUUCCUCUUGGUCAAAUGCCUAUGAAAAAACAAGUAUGUAUAUACAUAAAUCCAGUGUCUCACAUAGUUAUAAAUAUUAACAUUAUUUAACACUUAACUUAAAUGACGUCGUGGGAUUACUGGGAGAAAGGGCUGUGCUUCUGUGCAGUGGGAAUAACAGUAUUUUCCUAAACAAACUAGUUAGUUAUCAGAAAUACUUCUAUUAAAGAGGAAAAGAAAAAAGUGCCACUUUGGAGUGACUUUUUAAGUUUAAAUUUGUUGUCUUUUCAUUCUGAAAAACAUUCCAUCAAAAAUACCAGCUUUGCUGGGCGUAGCAGUGCAUGCCUUUAAUCCCAGCAUUAGGGAGGCAGAGGCAGGCAGGUCUCUGAGUUCAAGGCCAGUCUGGUCCACAGAGCAGGUUCUAGGACAGCAGGUCUACACAGUGAAACCCUGUUUCAAAAAAGAAAUAGAACCAGCUUUAUUUGCUUAGACUUUGUGGAUGAGUAGCCAGUAGUGUAGCUAUAAGUAUAUAAAAGAAGCUGACAUUUUUAAAGAUAGAAUUUUCUGAAUUAUUUUACUAAAUUGUGAUUUGAUGGCCUUGAUUCUUUGCUGUGAUACAAGUGUUCAUAUAAACCAUGUUGACCAUUAAAAUAUUUUCCUUGUGAUGCAAAUAGUUUUUAUAUCAGUGGAAGGACAUAACACAUUUGACAGUUUCUGCAUUUUUAUAUCUGAGCACAUAAUUAUGUCUAUGACUGUGCUGUGUAUGUAGGUAGGUAUUAAACUGGAAAUCUGCUGUACUGUAUACUAAUAAUUAAAUAGGAUAAUAAAUAGUUGUGUUCAGCCUUGGAAUAAAAUUUUAUACAUACCUGCACACUGAGGAAAUACCAUGAAAACUGACUUUUAGAUGAGAAGGAAGACCUAAGUCAUUGAGCAUUUUAGAAAAGGACAUCGGAGGACAGUACUAUUAAGCAUGUUUUUGUCCUAACAAGGUCUUUCUUGUGACCGGAAUACAACAGCUUGCUAAAUCUUAAAUGUUGACACUAAUGGGAUUUUUGUACUGUCUCUAUAGCUUUAGCUUUAAAAAUCAGUGUCUACAUAUCCGCAUGGAAAGUUAACUUGUACUCUUCUCAAGCCUUUAAGGAAAGUGUCACGUGACAACCAACCUCAAAUGUGAAUGUCUUGCUUUUAUGUAGCUACAGCAUUUCAUGUUCCCAAAGCUAAACACUGGAAUGAUACUGACUUGUCACUUAGCACAAGCAGUUGUUAAUGUCUUGUUAGUGCCGUUUAUGUCUGAUUUCGCUUCUAGAUAAUCUCAUUGGAACAAAUAUAGAGUUUGUGAUGUCUUUAUGUUCAAUUUUGCAUGGCUUUUGUAGUUGGCUGGCAGGUGUGUCUAUUAGAAAUAUUUUCAGAAUAAUUUUCCUUAGGAAUAAAGAAACAUUCUUGAGGGAAGGAAUGCUGUAACAGCGUCAAGUUUGAACACUCCCAGUUUACAGCAGGGAAAAAAAUGCAAGGUCCACACCCUUGUCAACAUUGAAGGACACUUAAAAGAGUGAAAUCUUUUCAGUUUUUCAGUGUUUUUUCUCCUCAGGAAUGAGUCUAUGGUCAGUAGAGCUUUGCAGUCUGCAUACAGACUGCUGAGACUGGUACACAACUGUACCUCUAGCAGUAACCCUGGCAGGAAAAUCUAGAGUUCAAGACUGGCUUGAGUUACCUGAGACUCCGUCUCAAAAAGAGGGGAAGGGGAGGUUGGAUGGAUGGAUGAAUAUUGGAUUUGAGUGAAGUUUUAAGAACAUGUCAAUGCCACUGGUGACAGUAGUGCUACCAAGACUCGCACACAUGAUUUUCACAGGCAGACCCUGUACUUAGGCACAGGCCAUGCCACCACACAUAUUUCUAGACUGAGAUUCUCAAGGUAAGAUCUUUGCUUGUAAGUAGUAAUAGAAUAUAUAUCCUGAACUUUUGUAAAUCCUAGUGGUUCUAAAUGUACUAAUGCUCAACAGAGUCCCUAAACACAGUUAAACUAUGCUAACUUAAAAAAAAAAAAAAAGCCUUGUUAUGCAUGUCAUUAUACAGUCAUUAGGGCCAAUUCAAUCUCCUAUCCCUCUGUGCUUCUGAUUGGAACUGCAGUGCCAGGGAAAUCCUAGCCAGUUAGAGAAAUGAUACUGUGGUUGGCUGGGAACAUAGCUCAGUUGGUAGAGUUGGUAGUUGCCUAGCAUGCACAAAGCCCUGGCUAGAUCCCCAGCAGUGCAGAAAAGCAGCAUCAGGCAUGGCUCAGCACUUGGAAAGUGGAAGCAGAAGGCUCAGCAGCUCAAGGUUACUGUUAGCUACAUCAGACCCUGUCUUAAAACAAAGCAUAUGGUACCAGCUAAUAAAUCCAAACAAGGAAGUACCUUCAUUUCUUAGUGUUCAUACAUCAGAACUAAUAAGAUGUUAGUAUUCAACUGGUCCAGAUUAGCUUUUUAUGAAAAUCUAGUGUAUGGAUUAUUUUCCUUCCCUCAUGGCCCAGGAGUAAAUAUUAAUAAGGAAUGAUUUGAAUGUAAUUUUUGUGAAUGUGUGGAAAGUAUAAACCAGGGAUUAAUGAAGGUUGUCACUGACAUUGUUGUUGAUCUCCCUUUGUACUGUCUUAUUUCAGCACUCGUUAUUUUGAGAUGUCAUACUGCACAAUGUAUUGUAAAAAUAAAAAGUAAAACUAUAUUUCAUAUUGUAAAA